Messenger RNA from Prorocentrum cordatum, 2156 nucleotides. Lineage: Eukaryota; Dinophyceae; Prorocentrales; Prorocentraceae. The record is from the annotation of a GenBank genome assembly.
CCCACGCACACGGAAUUAUUCAAUGAAUCUAACGAUACCUCGGGAGCGGCAACGAGGUAGGUGACGACGAGUGGGAAGAGGUAUUCUGGCUCGAAGCAAGUGCUGCGCGCAGCUCGCAUGGCUACGCACGCGCGAACGCAAUCGGAUAUCUUAGGAGCCCGCUGACCACCAAAAUCAUCGGUUCAGAAUCAUAACCAAACAGCCAGAUUGCGGCCCAGUUGCAAGCAACGCGAAUGCACGCCAAUCGCAACACAACCGAAGGCCAGUGUCGCUACGAACUGAAUUCAAAAUUCGCGCGCGCGAUAUUAUCGCUGGGCGGAUCGCCCCCGCCCGCCCCCGGAGUUCGUCAAUUACUUUAAAUAAAGAAGACCGCCUGCAAAAAUCGGCGCACGACCCGAACUGCCCUCCAGUCUCGCGCUGUCUUUGCAGCGGCGACGCUGGGGGCUGCCAGCGAUCUACACGCAUACGUGGGAAACCCUCGUCCAGGGGAGUGGCCCCUGGCGCAGCAACACCAGCCCUCGGACCCGCGCCCUGCGGCACGGGGCCCGCUCACCUGUAGAUGCCGUAGAAGCACUCCUGCGCCGGGUCCGGGUCCGACAGUUCCGUGGCGUCCGUGACGCCGGCGUCUCUGUAUGCCUCUGGCGGCUUCUCGCCUUUCGAGGUCACCGCGCAGGUGACGUUCAACGUCCAGGGCUGGCUCGGCCAGCAGUCCUUGCAGUGAGACACGACACACCAGCGCCCCUGUCCUCCAGGCACCUCGCUGGGAUAGCACCUGCCGUCCACGAAAGGCAGGUAGUCGUCGCCAUCAGAGUCUCCCAUCUCGAAUCCCCGUUCGCGAAAAGGCACCCGAUUACCAAUGAGCGUCCACAUGACAACUUGCUCCGUGUUCUCAGACCUGUCCCCAAUGAGCGCGAGCAUUGCAGACAGAGGCUCUGCGUCUUGCAUCACGGCCUGCAUGGCAGGGUAAACUGCUCCAAUCGACUUCUCGAGGUACAUUCGUGGAAGCGCCAUGACCUUGUCGUUGACGCCCCCCCACCACUGACAGUGCUUGAUGGUUACCUCUGUGAUUGACAUGAGCUUUUCUGGAAUCACUGGCCGCAGAGCGAUCGUGUUCUCGCGCACCUUCACCACGACAUCGUACUGACGCCCUGCAGAUUUCUCGCUCUUUUGAAUAAGCUCAGCGCAGUCUAGCUGGUGCCUCGUCUGGCUAAGGACAUUGGCUAUGUGUUUCCUGCGGGCGGCACGGGCUGCUUCGUCGGCGUCGCCAUGUUUGAACAAGUACAGCUUCGGCCAUCUCUCUAGGGUGACGUUUUCAGUCAAGUGCGGCCCGAACACGCCAUCCCUGAAGUAUGGCGCAAACGCCUUCCUCACCUCCCCCUCGUCCAGCUCCGAACUGCCGCAGAAGCUGGCGCCCGAAUUGUUCGCUGUCCCGGGGUUGUUGAAGACACCGUCGCCGCCACUCUCCAGAGACAAAAACACAUCUACGUUGGUGCUCCUGGCUAGCGGCUUGAGGAUGUUCUGCACCUUGCUCUCGAUCUCCAGCCGCGACAGCUGGCCCAGGAUGCAGACUGCUGCGCCAAGGCCGGGAGCGCUCGCGGCAUCGGCAGCAGGGUCGACGGAGGUGGAGAUUGUGAGAGGCGGCGGCAUCGGCAGCUCUGCCUCCCCUCGGGGCGAACGCGCUCGCCGCGCAGAGGCCAGCGCCGAAGGCGCCCGCCACGCCCACGGCGGCGGCGGCGGCGAGCGCGGCGGCGCCCCGGCCGCCGAGCGAGGAGAGGCCCCGGCCCGCCGGGGCGGCCAGCGCCGGGGCGCCAGCGGCCGCCUCCGUGUCGCUGUCGUGCGGGGAGGCGGCCACGAGCAGCCCCUGCGUGGCCAUCUCGCGGGGCGAUUCACCGCCCCCCCCCCUGCCUUUUAGUGCGGAUGCGAAGGGACCUGCUGAUUACCCAGAUCUCCGACAUCCUUCGCGGGCGGGAGUCUGGACCAUCUUGGACCAGGUCCGGACAUUCUUCGCGGGCGGGAAGCAUGUCCACGUGCACGGCCUGGCGGGUCGUGCAACUAACUGGGCCGCCAGCCCGCGGAUGUUUCACGGAAGCCCCGCGCGGACGCGGGGUGUCCGUGCGGCCGCGCAUACGGCCUCGCGCCCUCCAGCCCGCGAGGCU